Cynocephalus volans (Philippine flying lemur) is the source of this 2597-nucleotide messenger RNA. RefSeq names its product zinc finger and SCAN domain containing 25 (gene ZSCAN25). Gene Ontology annotation, cellular component: chromatin; transcription regulator complex; PcG protein complex. The record is from RefSeq and is a predicted model, not a curated record. The transcript is spliced from 7 exons. NCBI's taxonomy places the organism in Eukaryota, Metazoa, Chordata, Mammalia, Dermoptera, Cynocephalidae. Gene Ontology annotation, biological process: regulation of transcription by RNA polymerase II. Gene Ontology annotation, molecular function: DNA-binding transcription factor activity, RNA polymerase II-specific; RNA polymerase II cis-regulatory region sequence-specific DNA binding. Bases 202 to 1836 code for a protein of 544 amino acids.
GCGGAGAGCACAGCCGAGACCGGCGCGCUUGCGGAGCCGCGGGUGAGAGGCUGAGCACACCAUCACAUCCAAGGUACCAGCAAGUCUUUUGGUUUUAUCUCCAAAAUAUGUCUUGAUUUUGUGUGCUUCUUUUCCACCACCCUGUUCUAAGCUCCUAUCAUCUCCUGUUUGAACCACUUCUUCUAGGAGAGACUUGUGAAGAUGCUUAAAGAGCAUCCAGGGAUGGCGGAAGGUCCUCAGCAGCAGAUGGGUGCUCUUGUGGUGAAACUGGAGAAAGAGUUGCCGUGGGGCAGGGGAAGGGAAGACCCUAGUCCUGAGAUGUUUCGUCUGAGAUUUCGGCAGUUCCGAUACCAGGAGGCAGCUGGACCCCAAGAAGCCCUCAGGGAGCUCCAGGAGCUCUGUCGCCAGUGGCUGCGGCCAGAGCUGCACACCAAGGAGCAGAUCCUGGAGCUGCUGGUGCUGGAGCAGUUCCUGACCAUCCUGCCCCGGGAGUUCUACACCUGGAUUCGGGAGCAGGGCCCGGAGAGCGGCAAAACCCUGGUGGCCAUGGUGGAGGACCUGAUGGAGAGAGCGCCUGAGGCCAAGGCGGUUCCAUGCCACGUGCAGGGAGAGCAGGAGGAGACAACACUCUGCAGAGGCACGUGGGAGCCAGGUGUCCAUCUGGGGCCAGUGGAGGUCAAGCCCGAGUGGGGGAUGCCCCAUGGGGAAGGAGUUCAAGGCCUUGACCAGGGCACCGAGGAGCAGCUCAGUCAGGACCCUGGAGGCGGGACGCAAGCUUUCCAGGAGCAGGCACUGCCUGUUCUUCAGGCAGGUCCUGGCCUUUCCUCAAUGAGCACCAGAGACCAAGAGGUGGCAGCUGGGUUUCUUACAGCCAGAUCCCAGGGGCUGGGGCCAUUUAAAGAUAUGGCCCUGGCCUUCCCUGAGGAGUGGAGGCACAUGACCCCAGCCCAGAUAGACUGCUUUGGGGAAUACGUGGAACCACAGGACUGUGGAGUCUCUCCAGGCGUUGGGAGCAAGGAAAAGGAGGCAAAACCCCAGCAGGAAGACCUUAAAGGGGCAUUUACUGGACUAAUGUCAGAGAGGUUUGGAGAAGCUGCCCUCCAGGGCCCUGGGCUCGGAAGAGGCUGUGAGCAGGAGCCUGGAGGCUCUGUGGGUGGUGUGGCUGGGCUUCCUCCUCCCCAGCACGGUGCCAUCCCUCUGCCUGAUGACCUCAAAACCCACAGCUCCUUCUGGAAGCCUUUCCAGUGCCCCGAGUGUGGAAAAAGCUUCAGUCGAAGCUCCAAUCUCGUCAGGCACCAGCGAACCCAUGAAGAGGAGAAAUCCUAUGGUUGUGUUGAGUGUGGGAAAGGCUUCACCCUGAGAGAAUAUCUCAUGAAGCACCAGAGAACCCACCUGGGAAAGAGACCUUACGUGUGCAGCGAGUGCUGGAAAACCUUCAGCCAGAGACACCACCUGGAGGUCCACCAGCGGAGCCACACCGGGGAGAAGCCCUACAAGUGCGGGGAUUGCUGGAAGAGCUUCAGCCGAAGGCAGCAUCUGCAGGUGCACCGGCGGAUGCACACUGGGGAGAAGCCCUACACCUGCGAGUGCGGCAAGAGCUUCAGCAGGAACGCCAACCUGGCCGUGCACCGGCGUGCCCACACAGGAGAGAAGCCCUAUGGGUGCCAGGUGUGUGGGAAGCGGUUCAGCAAAGGGGAGCGGCUGGUCCGACACCAGAGGAUCCACACAGGAGAGAAACCCUACCACUGCCCUGCCUGCGGGCGAAGCUUCAACCAGAGGUCCAUCCUCAACCGGCACCAGAAGACCCAGCACCGCCAGGAGCCCCUGGCGCAGUGAGGGCACCAUGUGGCGGGCAGCCUUGGCAAGGGGUGCCAUUCAUCUCGCUCAGCGAAGGGCUGUGGGGGGUGGAAUGAUGGUGUGCAGAAAGGCACUCUGGCCCAUUUCCACCCUUUCUCAAACUUGGCAAGAGGGUAAGGCCUAGUUUUUAUUUAGAGCUUCCAGAGAGCAUAGCUGCUCAUGUCUCUUAUCCAAGUGGUGCUAACACUUUCUCUUACUCUUUUUUGGGGGAAAAAUAUCCUGAGCUUCAGUUCAGGCCAAGGUUUUUCUCCAGUGAGGUGUGUUCAUAGCCACAUCCUGAGCAAACCUGGUAAUAAAGGCAAAAUUUUGUUACGUGUUGGCAGCUCAAACCUCAUUUUUUUGAGGGCUCUAACCUGCUGCAAGAUCAUUAGUUUGGACUCUGUCCAUCCCCCCACCCACUCUUCCAUUUAACAAAUAUUUAUUAAACACCUCCUAUGCUCCUGGCACUGGGCAUAUGGUGGUGAAGGAGAGAGAUGAGACUGUCCCCACGGAGCUUGUGAUGUGGCAAUGGGAACAUGUAAAACAGUCAUAACCCAAAGUGCUAAGUACCACCUGAGAGGAUCUUCUCACUUGCUGGCUGUGCCCUGCCUGUUCCCGUGCUGGGUCCUCCCCAACCCCGGCUGGGAUCUUCUCAGGCAGCCUCAUUUAUUUUACUUUAUUUGUAGCCACCUUUGUCUCAUCUGUAAAAUUUCACCAUUCUGUUACUCCUUACACUAUAAAAACUGUCAGCACAUUAACUA